Molecule: messenger RNA, 782 nt
Organism: Capsella rubella
Lineage: Eukaryota; Viridiplantae; Streptophyta; Magnoliopsida; Brassicales; Brassicaceae
Product: auxin-responsive protein SAUR36
Exons: 1
Coding region: 186-677 (163 amino acids)
Biological process (GO): response to auxin
Source: RefSeq, a predicted model, not a curated record
CCAAACACUCUUCUUCUUCAACUCUAUAACAUAACACAGAGAGAGAACCAAGAAAAAAAAUCCAAACUUUCUCAAAAUUUACUUGUUCUAAAUUAAACCCAUUUCUUGAAACUCGAUUUCGAACAAACCCAUCUCAUUGUUUUCUCCAAAAAGACUUUUUGUCAGAAUAUCUGCUCAGACCAAACAUGAAGAGAGUCAGAGGAUUCAAAAUCGGACACAGAUUUGUCAAAAUCUUCAAAUGGAUGAUUCUACCAAGAAGAAUCCAAUCAGGGAAACGUCAAUGCCCGACCCGAAUCACUAACCCGGUUUCAGGAAUCAAGUCAUUAGCACGGUGUUUAAGCCGUGGAGCUAAGAGAUUGUGUGGUGGUGGUGGAAAGAAGAAUUCGGGUCAAAGUCAGAUCCGAUUGGGUAAGGAUCCGAAAUCGUCGAACCGGGUUGUUCCGAGAGGACAUUUAGUGGUUCAUGUCGGCGAAUCAGACGGUGACACGCGGAGGGUUGUGGUGCCGGUGAUUUACUUUAAUCAUCCUUUGUUCGGAGAGUUGUUGGAGCAAGCGGAACGGGUUCAUGGGUUUGAUCAACCGGGUCGGAUUACGAUCCCAUGUCGGGUUUCGGAUUUUGAGAAGGUUCAGAUGAGGAUCGCCGCAUGGGAUCAUUGCCGCAGGAAGAGAGUUUUUUAAGAAGAAAAAGAAUAAUAUUAGGAAAUACUCAAAAUUCAAACCGGAGAAAAAAAUACAGAAAAUAGAGAAUUUGUGAAUAUUAGUUUUUUCCCUUGAUAUGUUAUA